Molecule: messenger RNA, 690 nt
Organism: Cadophora gregata
Lineage: Eukaryota; Fungi; Ascomycota; Leotiomycetes; Helotiales; Ploettnerulaceae
Exons: 1
Coding region: 1-690 (229 amino acids)
Source: RefSeq, a predicted model, not a curated record
AUGGCGGACAUAGAAGUGUCAACCAAGAGCAUCUCACUCAUCCAUAACACAGACCUUCCCCGCCCAUUAAAUGUCCUCAGCACUGCUAUCGCAGAAUUCUCGAAGCAAGACUACAUUGCUUGGAGGGUUCCCGAAUAUGAGAUCCACAUUAUAGAUAUCGCAUCAUAUAACUUCUCUCAAGCAGACUCACCGUCUGGUCUCAAGGCAAGCGAGUCAAAUACAACACCUCUUAAGUCUCCAUCAGAUUGGCAAGCUGAGAUAUCGAAACACUCUGCCUUCAUCCUCCUCUUCCCCUACCACACCUGGUCACACUGCACUUCUCUCAAGCACGCACUCAGCAUCCUUCCACCCCAUCUCAUCCACAAACCCACUCUGCUUCUCGGAUUCGGAAAAGAGGAGCCCUAUCAUCCAAAUGAGUAUGAGCGGACAUGGAAAAAGAAAUCGUUCGGUAUGAUGAGGGACUUCCUCCUCGAAAAAGCUGUCAAGCUGGUUAAAAUGGAGAAUGAUAGCCCGCAGGGUGGCUGGCCUGAGUUCAUGGUCUAUGCGGAUUAUUGGGAGGAUUGGACUACAGGAGGUUAUAAUGCUUUUAUUGGGGGACAGCAGGCUGAGGCUUGGGAGAGCAAGGGGCAUAAUAGGUGUGCGAGGGGGGUUGAGAUGUUAGUUGCUGGGAUUGAGAAGAGUAGGAAAUGA